Colletotrichum fioriniae is the source of this 414-nucleotide messenger RNA. RefSeq lists its product as uncharacterized. NCBI's taxonomy places the organism in Eukaryota, Fungi, Ascomycota, Sordariomycetes, Glomerellales, Glomerellaceae. The record is from RefSeq and is a predicted model, not a curated record.
AUGUCUUCCCCAGCCAAGAACUCGGUUCCCCCGACCAGCACCACCACCUCUAACCCGUCUACCACUACCACCAGCUCCAGCAACCCCCUCAACUCGAGCACGAGCAACAGCAGCUACCCUAACAACUCUCUCAGCACCAGCAACCCCAACUCGGCUCUCAACAACACUAACAACACCAAGUCCAUCAACAACAACAACACCAACAACCAGAACAGCGGCUUCGGUAACUCUCUCCCCAUGCCCGGUCUCUCCGGCCCCGCCAACGGACCCAUCGGAAACCUCCUCAAGGGUCCCGUUGACGACAACGGCAAGCUCAAGGACGCCGGCCUCAUGGUCGGUAUCAAGCUUGACCUUGAAGCCGAGGUUCACCUCACGGCUCGGGUCCGAGGUGACAUCCUCGUUGGCCUAUACUAG